AUGUCCCCCUUAGCGGGUAGGAAGGGCAUCCCGCUUCCUCCCGGGCCUUCCGCCCGUUGGUUCUGGUCCAACGCCUUACCUGCUGUGAACAUUUGCCAUGCACUGACCGACAUGGUUCGAGAAUAUGGACCAAUUGUGUCGUUCCGACAAGGUAGUCAAGUGAUAAUUGUUAUUGGCAGCAUUGAGGCAGCCAUAGACAUCAUGGAGAAAGAGGGUGCGUUACUGGUAGAUCGACCCCGGUCGAUUGCCGCGGGUGAGAUGCUCUCAAAUGGAAUGCGUGUAGUCCUGGCUCGUUACGGAGAUCGAUUACGACGCCUUCGAAAAGCAGUACACACCCAUCUACAACCAAAAGCAGCAGAGACAUACCAAGAUAUGCAGCGCGAGCACGCGAUGGGUUUUAUAUUGGACAUGCUGAAUGACCCGAAGAACCACCAGAAGCACGCACAUCGGUAUGCAGUAUCAGUCAUUCUUCAGGUGGCUUAUGGAAAGUCUGCGCCUACUGCCAACACCGAUCCAGAAAUUGUCCGUAUUCGCAGAAUCACUGAACGUUUCCAGGUUGCAAUUCGCCCAGGAGCUUAUCUCGUCGAUCGUGUACCCCUUUUGCGCUACUUGCCCGGUUACGGAAAACAACUUUAUGAGUGGCAUACUGAGGAGCUAGAGUUCUACAGGCAUCAACUAAGCCGCGUCAAGAGUGAAGUGGAUCAAAACAUUGCUGGCUCAUCUUUUACCAAGACACUUUUGGAGAACGCAGAAGGACACCAACUCUCUACAGAUGAGAUGUCGUAUCUUGCCGGAACACUCUUUGCGGCGGGAUCUGAUACAGCAAGUCGGACCGCUGUUGGAAUAACCGCUAUUAUCAUGGCUGCGGCGUGCCAUCCAUUGGCUCAGGCAAAAGUACACGAAGAGCUCGAUAUGGUCAUCGGGUCAGACAGAGCGCCAACGUUUCAAGACUCGAGCUCGCUCCCUCAAUUACAUGCGUUCUUGUUGGAAGCCUUGAGAUGGAGACCUAUCGUCCGUAUAGGAUUUCCCCACCGUGCAACUAAGGAUAUUUUUUGGCAAGGAUACUGCAUUCCAGAGGGUGCAACAGUCUAUGGGUGCCAUUGGACUCUUUCUCGUGAUCCUAUCGCCUUCCCAGAUCCUGAUGAUUUCAAUCCCCAGCGUUGGCUUGAUUCAGAAGGCCGCCUGAAGGAUGAUAUGAAGUUCAUCGUAUAUGGCUUUGGUAGACGUGUAUGUCCCGGCAUGCACCUCGCAAAUCACUCAUUGUACAUCAAUCUCGCCCUUCUCUUGUGGUCUUUCCGCAUUGCUCAGCGACCUGGCGCCCCAAUCAACACACACGCUUUCAGUGAUGCGGUUAUUGCUCAUGCAGCGCCAUUUGAAAUUGAUGUUAUUCCCCGAAUGAAAGUUGCGAAGCUGAAAGAGAUGACGACGACAAAUGGGCGUAUGGAUUAA
Messenger RNA from Suillus plorans, 1449 nucleotides. RefSeq names its product cytochrome P450. The transcript has 11 exons. The record is from RefSeq and is a predicted model, not a curated record. The coding region runs from base 1 to 1449 and encodes 482 amino acids. Lineage: Eukaryota; Fungi; Basidiomycota; Agaricomycetes; Boletales; Suillaceae. Gene Ontology annotation, molecular function: oxidoreductase activity, acting on paired donors, with incorporation or reduction of molecular oxygen; iron ion binding; heme binding.